AUGCCUCCUCCGCCACCACCACCGCCGCCGCCGCCCGGCGCGAUGGGAGGCCCUCCUCCGCCGCCGCCUCCCGGAGGAUUGCCGAAUCGACCGGGCAAAGGCGAUGUCAAGGACCGAGGCGCACUACUCUCAGAUAUUAGCAAAGGCGCUCGAUUGAAGAAGACCGUGACCAAUGAUAGAUCAGCCCCAAUUGUGGGAGGUGGAGGCUCAAAGGCCUCCGGGCCACCUGUCGGAGGAGCACCGCCUGUUCCUACCAUGGGGAAGCCUCCCGGUGGUCUUGCACCGCCGGUGCCUCCGGCCGGAGCCGCAAAUAGACUCCGAAGCAAUAGCGAAACUGGCUCAGGGGGUGGUGAUAGCGGCGCAGCAUCUGCCCCAGCGGUUCCUCAGCUCGGUGGUCUCUUUGCCGGGGGUAUGCCAAAGCUGCGUAGUCGAGGCGGCGGAGUGGACACCGGUGCGAACCGAGACUCGCCGUAUCGAUCGGAAUCCGAUGGCUCGCAAGCUCCCAGGCCUCCCGUUGCAUCUGCCCCGAAACCCCCAGGAGCCCGACCACCUCCACCUCCACCAUCUUCAGAAUCACCUCCUGCACCUCCCAUCAACCCUUUGGUCAACAAUCUGCGAAAGCCUCCUCCGAGGCCGGCGUCGCGACCGUCAUCGACUGUCUCAACCCAAUCUGGCAAAUCAGCUCCGGAUGCACCUCCCCCACGCGCACCUCCUCCAUUGCCAGGCGCAGGGAAGCAACUCCCGCCACCUCCUGGGUCCCUAAGGAAGCCAUCUGCUCCGGCACCACCACCGCCGCCGCCACCUCCUUCGACUAGUCCCGCUGCACCUCCUCCGCCUCCGCCCACGGCCAGACCUCCACCCCCAGCGCCGGCAAGAUCCACUCCUCCUCCACCUCCCGCUCCUCCAGCAUCUGCGCCGCCGCCGCCUAGCGGUGCAGGGGCCGCCUCGAUCGCAGUUCAAGCCGCAAGGAAUGCGCUUGGACAUAGCCCGCAAACCCCGUCGGCACCGCCACCGCCGCCGCCUGCAGCAGUCGCUCCCCCUCCUCCUCCAUCUGCUCCUCUCACCGCACCAUCCAGCGAACCAAUCUCGCGCCCAUCUUCGUACGAACCUCAGACUGCUAGCUUGGAUCCGAGCUCUUAUACCCUUAGCAACGGCGGGCCGUCACCGGGACUAAGCCCUCGGAACGCAGGCGUGCAAGGAAUGAUCCCAGUGGAUGACAAUCGAUUCAAGUUCCAAAGCGAAGGAUUGUUGCCCAAACCCCGACCGUUCACGGGAGGCACCCGACGGUAUCGGGCGGGACGGGGCAGCAGUGUGCCCUUGGAUUUAAGCGCUUUGAGUGGAUAA
Molecule: messenger RNA, 1344 nt
Organism: Aspergillus affinis
Lineage: Eukaryota; Fungi; Ascomycota; Eurotiomycetes; Eurotiales; Aspergillaceae
Product: putative proline-rich, actin-associated protein Vrp1
Exons: 2
Coding region: 1-1344 (447 amino acids)
Molecular function (GO): actin binding
Source: RefSeq, a predicted model, not a curated record